AUUUUUCAUAAAAAUACGAAUAUAAAUUAAAAUAGGCCUUGACCUAUAAGUCGUAAUUACCAGGUCAUAAAAUCUUUUAAAAAAAACUGAACUGUCAAAUGUCAACAAUCAAUGAGAAUGGUUUACGGCAAUGCAGAUGCGCGGCUCUAUUUGAAACUUUACCAAAAAAUAUUGAUUGCCGUCACGUCCACAUUAUUACAAAGUAAAAAAUAAGCCCACCACACAUUAUUUGUAAUUAUUAUAAUAAAAUGCAAAGUUAUAAUGUUAAAGUAAUAAAAAAAAAAACUAAAACGAAUAUUUUAAUUUACUACAUUUAAAAAAUCUAACUGCAUUUUAAAAACAAUGACUUUUGUUACCGGUGUUAGUGUAUCAAAAGAGCUCGUCCGAAGUCCAAAGAAGUUUAUUAUAUCGAAAAAUAGUGAAUACAAUGUGGAUUUGUGGAAAGAAUUGAUGAAAAAAUGGCUCGUUAUCGGCGUAUUUAUUGUGAUAACAUUGGCGGUUCUAACACCUGGGAUAGGCGCAUCAGGAGGCAAACAAAACCGCAUGUUCACUUAUAGAUCAUUCUAGAACGCAGUGCACCCCAUGAAAUCACGUAAUUGAAUCUUUAAAAUUCAGUUUAACCUAUUCUAGGUAGAACAUGCUUUUAAAGAAAUUUUACACUUAUUUUUAUAUUAAUACUCUACAUGUAUUAUAUAAAGCUUAUUUUAAUAAUUUUUUAUAUUAAUACAAAAGGUUUAUUAAAAAUAGACUUUGAAUGUUUUUUUAAAUAUUGAAAAUAAAACACGAAAAUUGCAUACAUAUGUCAUACACAUUAUUUUAAAUUAAAAGCUUGACUGAAUUUUGAUUAUCAUAUUGUUACAAAGUUACUGUCAUUCUUUACUAUUUGAACUUAGAUUUUAAUUAGCCUCUGCUUAACUCUCAUCUAGAUUCCUACGAUGUUAAACAGAAACCAGAAUAUGUGAUAUAGAAAUAGUUUUGGGCGGUAAUCUAUGGAGAAAAUCUAUCAGGAACAUGUCCUGAAGUUUACUCAAAUUAUCAUUGAUUAAUUCAUUAAGCUCAGUUAGUGGGCAGUUAUGUCCAGUGCCUGUGGGAAUCGAUGACCAUUAAUCACCAGGUGAUCCGUGUGCUGUCAUCUAAAAUUUCUGGCAAUAACCAAGUAGCUUUGUCAAUUAGACUUGAGAUUAUGUGCUUCUAGUUCUUUCUCGGCAUAUAUAAAGUAUUACUUUUUUUUUUAUUACAUAGAUUGUUGGUUACGUAGAUAUCUACAAAUGCUGCCACCCACAUUGAGAUAUGAGUUCUAAGGUCUCAGUAUAGUUAUAACGGCUGCCUCACCCUUCAAACCCAAACCGAAAUGCAGAAAUAGGCAGGGUGGUGGUAGCUACCCGUGCGGACUCACAAGAGGUUCUACCACCAGUAAUUAUGCAAAUUAUAAAGAAAAAGAAAAAAAGCAAUUACUGUGAUACUGAUAUCGAAUAAAACGGACCUUUAAUUACAAAGAUAGCCUUUCACCCCUCGGUAUGUUAUUUGCACCGCACGCAAUGGAAUGCAUUUUGCGAUCGCGUUAGCCGUCUUUGCUUACGAUUGCGCGCUCAUGCGGGGAACUUGCUAAUACUAUUUUUGAUUUCGUAUAUGGACGAACGAGCACACAACUGACCUGUGUGCUUAGUGUGAGUUUUUUAACGUUCUCGAUAGCGUAAAAGUUAACCCAAUUUUGUAUGCAGUUGGAACAGCGCCCCUAGCGGCAAACGUAGGCAAACGAUCCGAUUCCAUACAAAUAUGAGCUAACUUUUACGCUAUCGAGAGCGUUAAACUCGCACUAAGCACACUGGUAUAAAGUGGUUAAUGCAGACCAUACUUCUUGCACUGCAAGAGCAGUGCACCACCAGCACUCAACACGCGGACCCCGAACACACCGAGUUCGUCGACAGGGAGGUCGAGCGCAGAGCUUCCCUGCCGCCCUCGGACGCGUUACCCCCCAUUACCACUUCCGAGGUCAAGGAGGCGAUCGAUAGCCUACAACCACGGAAAGCUCCCGGCUCCGACGGCAUCCGCAACCGCGCGCUUAAAUUGUUACCAGCCCAACUGAUAACGAUGUUGGCCACCAUAUUAAAUGCUGCUAUGACGAACUGCAUCUUUCCCGCGGCGUGGAGAGAAGCGGACGUUAUCGGCAUACACAAGCCGGGCAAACCGAAGAACGAAACCGCGAGUUACCGCCCCAUCAGUCUCCUCCCGGCGAUAGGCAAACUAUACGAACGGCUCCUUCGUAAACGCCUCUGGGACUUCGUAUCCGCGAACAAAAUUCUGAUAGACGAGCAGUUUGGAUUCCGCGCCAGACACUCGUGCGUCCAUCAAGUGCACCGCCUCACGGAGCACAUCUUACUAGGGCUGAACAGGCGGAAACCCAUUCCGACAGGAGCCCUCUUCUUCGAUAUAGCGAAGGCGUUCGACAAAGUCUGGCACAACGGUUUGAUAUACAAACUGUAUAACAUGGGAGUGCCAGACAGACUCGUGCUCAUCAUACGAGACUACUUGUCGAACCGUUCGUUCCGAUAUCGAGUCGAGGGAACGCGUUCCCGGCCCCGUCACGUCACAGCCGGAGUCCCGCAAGGCUCCGCCCUUUCCCCGUUACUAUUCAGUUUGUAUAUCAACGAUAUACCCCGGUCUCCGGAGACCCAUCUGGCGCUCUUCGCCGAUGACACCGCCAUCUACUACUCGUGUAGGAAGAAGGCGUUGCUUCAUCGACGACUUCAGACCGCAGCUACCACCAUGGGACAGUGGUUCCGGAAGUGGCGCAUCGACAUUAACCCCACGAAAAGCACAGCGGUGCUCUUCAAAAGGGGUCGCCCUCCGAACACCACGCUGAGCAUCCCUCUCCCGACUAGGCGCGUCAACACCCCCGCCCCCGCCGUUCGCCCAAUCACGAUGUACGACCAGCCCAUACCGUGGGCCCCGAAGGUCAAAUAUUUAGGCGUCACCCUCGACAGUAGGAUGACAUUCCGCCCCCACAUCAAGACGGUACGCGAUCGUGCCGCCUUCAUCCUAGGACGUCUCUACCCGAUGAUAUGUAGGCGAAGUAAAAUGUCCCUUAGAAAUAAGGUGACACUCUACAAAACUUGCAUACGCCCCGUCAUGACCUAUGCAAGUGUAGUGUUCGCUCACGCGGCCCGCAUACACUUAAAAUCCUUUCAAAUUAUUCAAUCCCGUUUUUGCAGGAUAGCCGUCGGAGCCCCGUGGUUCGUCAGGAACGUCGACCUCCAUGACGACCUGGACUUAGAGUCCAUCAGUAUUAUCCACACGGAAUACACGUCGUAUCUACUCCUUUCAUACAUCUACUAUUUGGCAGGAAGGCAGACUGUCCUACCUAUAAAAUUACCGACCACAGUCAUUCUGAUAACGUGCGUGCACACUCAUAUUGUUAUACCUUGUAUACACGUGGUCAUCGUGUCGGCUAUCAGAGACCUGACCGACAUCGGUAUUGUUAAAGGGGCGUUGUAUUCCUCAGUUGGUGCUCCGACCAUGUGGCUGUCGAUCACGUUGAGCGACAGCGACGCUGCGGCCGCGGUGGUGGCUUUCAACUACGUCGCGUCGCUUGUAGCGAUACCGCUGUCUUUGUUUAUACUGUGUGGUCACCCAUCGAAGCCAGAAACGAAGGUGCUUGUAACGGUCGUAUCGGCAGUAGCGCCGUACGCUAUAGGUGUGUACCACGCGAAAAGGCACGGCUCCACGAAGCGCAGCGCGACCGAAGCGAGAGCCUAUGCUCUCGUUCUCUUAUAUGUGGAGUGCUGUCAGUACUUCGACAAUGCGGGCGGCGUCAUGAAGGUCUUCGACUUAUUCGCCAUCAUUCUGCUCGUGUUCACAUGUCUGCUAACAAGUACGACAGCUUGCUGGGCGUACGCUCGCUGUGGACUGAUUGACGGCGAGCAUUCGCGUACGAUCGCUUUGUGUUCGAUGUCUAAGUCAAUUGAGUUUGCUUCGUGGAGAUCGCAGUGCGCGAUAUCCGGGGCUUCGAUGAUGUUAGCUGCGUUACCCGCGCGAGCCCUCGUACUUGCUGUCAUAUCAGAUGGCGAAAGGGCGUCUUCACCAGCGCCGGAAUAACAAGUAUAUCUAUACUAAUAUAUAAAUCUACAGUGGUUUCUACGGAUGUUCCGUUAUAACUACUGAACCAUGCUUCCGAUUGACUCGAAAUUUGGUAUCCAUGUAGAAAAUACAUGUACUUAAUGGAUAGGCUAAUAUUUAUAUGAGUGUUGGACUCCCUAUACCAGUUGCGGGGGCGUUAAUGAUGAGAAUCUUUGUGGGGGUGAGAAAUAAUAAUGUUAAUUUUAAAUGCCCAGCGAAGCGGACGGGUACAGCUAGUACCUAAUAAAUAUAUGUGGGAUUGUAGAGCCAAAUCUACUAGAUUUUAACCUACAUUUUAACUUUAAAAUUUUAAUAAAAAAAAACUUAUCAUCUUAAUCUCAGUCGAUGAAUGAUAAUUACAUUCAAUAUAAAACAAAUCUAGUAUACCAGUAUGAACUAAAUAAUAAAAAAUACCGAUUUUCCCACAUACACGGUACAUAAUAUAUAUAAACUUAAAAUAAUAAUAUAUAGGUUUUUCACUUGAAAUUCUAUUUUAUAAGCAUCAGAUUUAUUUUCUAUCCGAAGGUUAGAUUUUUUAUUAAUAAUUCUUUUAAAAUUAAAAAGAACAAAACACAAAGAAUACAUGUCAAUAAUUUAAUGUCUUCGAGACAUUUAUUUUUUCGGGUUUUUUUAUAUUUUUUUAUUGCUUUCAGCUUAGUUAAUUUUAAAAUAUUAAUAAACAAAUACCUAUUUUUGAAUAUGAAAUUAAAAAAUUGAAUUUUAAUAUUAAAAACCUAUAUAUAAAGAUAUAAUAUGUUAGAUACUAUAAGAUUGGUAGUACAAAUUAUGUAGGUUAAUUUGAAAGAAAUUCUUUCAGACAAUCUCAUGGCAUAGUCGGUGAGUCGGCUACAAGAAUAUUACAAAAUUGUAUUAAAACAAAGAAAGAGGCCUUCGCAAACUUUUUAUUAACUAAUGGUCCAAUGCAAUAUUUAAAAAUGUCACAAAAAUAAGUCUAUAGAACGUUUGUAAAGGGGUUUUAACUUUAUCGGAUCGUUAAGGCGCGUUUUAACAAUGUGUAACACUUUUUGACAUUCUUAUAACGAGCUUAUAAAGCUCUGAUAACUCGUUGCGAACAUGACCACGAAUAUUUAAGUAAUAGACAUAAAAAUAAUAAUAAUAUAGUGCAUGUAAUUGUAAAAUAUUUUAAAUGCUGAUGAUCGAUAUAAUAAUAUGGCCUUAAACACUAUUACCUCAAGAUUUAGAUUCAGUUGUGUGUUACAUUUUUUUUUAUUACACGUUUAAAAAAAAAAAGUUUUAUUGAUUAGCACGAUUACCGAACCCAGAAUAACCCGUCGAAGCUACUGGUUGUAAGUAGGUAGGCAAAAAAAAUAUUUCGCUUGGUCGCGCUGGUCCCUCUAUCGGAUGCGGCUUCCUCCCGGUGAAGGUCAUGGGGCGACUUGAGGGGGUUGAGGCUGCGAAGCGCGCUAUCAGCACUCUAGCACGCUGCCAUGAAGUAAUAAUGUUACGCCGGUAAGACUAACGCCAUCUAUCGCCGAAACGAAUAUCAAAGGAACUCGUAACUUUGAGAAAGCUCGAGAAGUACAAUGCCAUCUAUUGUCAGCGGAAACACGAAGCUACUCGGCUUGCCCAGAAUGUUCUCGAUAAAUCUAGGGAUGUCGUCUCGACUAUAAAAGCGAUAGUAGCUAAGUGAUAAAUACAGUUUCAAGUUGUAAUUUGCUGGAACAUUUAUUUAUCCCGAACCCCAGCGCUUAACAAUACAUGCGCUAUUCAUAUUGGUUAAAAUUUAUAAUAAUCUCGAUUUUAUAACAAGCAAAUUAUUAGUUAAACACGACAUUUCGAACCGAAUUCCACAUUCCAACUUGCCAACAUUCCUAACAAGUCGAGUACCUUCGACGUGUGUUUCAGCUAUCUGACAAUAGAUGGCGUUGUACUCCUCGAGUGCUCUAGAUGUUGCUAGAUCCUUCGAGAUUCGUUCGGCUAUUCGGCGAUAGAUGGCCAUAUUCUUACCGGCGUAACAGUAUGUGUAUCCUUGUUUUUAAUAAAAAGGUCACAUUUGUGCUAUUAUUAAGUCGAAAGCCCGGAGCAUAACGCUUUUUCGUUACGUGACGACUUCGUUAAAUCCAAUCUAAUUUCAAAGUGUAGAACAAAAUAUGUUUUAACUUUUUUUUUUUAAAACAUACAACGAAAGAAAAUGCCUUACCUUACUUCGCGUUACUCGUUAUAAAGUCGAUCGGACUGUAAAAUACUUUAUUUUAAUGUAAUAAUAAAAAAAACCGUCCCAUAAACUGAAGUAGCUUUUAAUUUGAACUAUUUUUGUGAAAUAUAAAUCAUAAGAUACAAAUGAUAUAAUAAUAAUAAUAACAUCGAAACCUAGUAGUUGUAACUUUUUAUCCACGACAAACGGAACGUGCUGGUGUUUGAUUACGUAAUGCGUGACGUCAUUAGUGGCUAAUCGUUGCCUCCGCUUAUGUUCUACGAUCAACUCUUAUGUUUUUGUUACAAGUUUGCGAUAUUUGUAUCAAAUUGAAAUGAAAAGCAUAUUUCUUUUUACCAUUCUAAAAAAAGGAUUAUUCUUUUCUAAAAAUGCUAUAUUUUGACUUAUUGUAGCCUUAUCAUAAAAUACAAAAAUAGUUUUAUAACCAAGGCGGUAAUACUAAGUAUUCCUAUAACAGUUUUAGCCACAAAUGACGACACUGCAGCACUGACGAAGGAAUCCGGUAUUGUAUAUCUGAAUAUGUCUCAAGCCAAGAUUCAUUCCAUCGUUUUUAGCGAGUUAAUUAUUUAGAUAAGAUAUUAAAAGAUUUUCAAACAUAA
Messenger RNA from Bombyx mori (domestic silkworm), 6891 nucleotides. Its product is annotated as probable RNA-directed DNA polymerase from transposon BS. The record is from RefSeq and is a predicted model, not a curated record. NCBI's taxonomy places the organism in Eukaryota, Metazoa, Arthropoda, Insecta, Lepidoptera, Bombycidae. The coding region runs from base 1843 to 4095 and encodes 750 amino acids. The transcript has 6 exons.